UUUAAAAGUUUAGAUAAAAAUAUGUGAUUUUGGGUUUUUUGCCGGUUCCAAUUUCAGUUCAUUGGGCUCCCGUCCGAUCCACCGCCGACUUUCCACCACCAGAACCGCCGGAACGCAGCGGCGGAGAGGCGACUUAGACGAUGGCAAUUCGCAUCCUGAGGAAACUAAGCUCUAAACCUCCUACCUCCUGCUCCUCCGCCGCCGCCGCAACUGUCCAUCUCCGCUGCAAAACCACCUCAGCCGAGUAUGUAGCAUCGAGAGCCAGAGACAUAACCUUCGAGAAGCUCAUGGAAAAGUACAAAAACCUCUUCAGAGUCAUCGCAAUCCAAGACCUAAUCCUUGCUAGCCGAUCCAAUCCGCGAUCCGUCUCCGUGGAUUUCCUCAACCGCCUCUCUCAGAGGCUCCACCUCAACCGCGGCGCCACCGCCUUCCUCCGCAGGUAUCCUCACAUCUUCCGCAUCUUCUACCACACCGCCAAGUCUCAGCCGUACUGUGCGCUCACUGAAACCGCACUGGAAAUCGCCCGAUUAGAGGCACAAGCCAUCGAUUCCUCAAUUCCCCUUGCGGUGGAGCGAUUGGUCAGGGUUUUAUCAAUGUCGCUCACUAAAACGGUGCCGCUCCGAGCUAUUUUCAAGCUCUGGAAAGAGCUAGGGUUACCGGAUGAUUUCGAGAGCUCUGUAAUCGCAGAGAAUUCUCAUCUUUUUGCACUUGAUGAUGGAAAUGAACCUAACACUCAUGUAUUGAAACUUGUAACUGAAGUGCCAAAGGAUAGCCUUGUUGCUGCUGUUGAAAAUUGGAGGAUCAAGGAGUGUUGUGGAGAGGAUUGCAGUGUUGAUAGGACUGAAAUUCUCUAUAGUUUUAAGCAUGCUUAUCCUCCUGGAAUGAGGUUGAAGAGGGAUUUUAAGGCUAAAGUUAAAGAAUGGCAAGGGAUACCAUACAUUGGGCCAUACGAGGGAUUCGUGACCUGUGUGAAGAAGAAGAUGACUAAGAGGCAAACGAUGGCGAAGGAGAAGAGGGCAGUAGGGAUAGUUCAUGAGUUCUUGAGUUUGACAGUGGAGAAGAUGGUGGAGGUUGAAAAGAUUAGCCAUUUUAGGAAGUGGUUUGGGAUUGAUCUGAAUAUUAGGGACUUGUUUUUGGAUCAUCCUGGGAUGUUCUACUUAUCCACGAAAGGGUAUAGGCAUACUGUUUUUCUUAGAGAGGCUUACGAACGGGGUUGCCUAAUCGAACCAAACCCUGUGUACGACGCUAGGAGGAAGCUUCUUCAUCUUGUUGCUAUGGGACAUCGUGGGAUGUCUGGAGGUGUUUCUGGAGCAAAACGAGUCAGCCAUGGUGAAGAAGAGUCUGAAUUGGAAGAGGUAGAAAAUAAUUAGGGAGUGACUUGUCUAACAACACAUGAGAUUGAAGAUGACUAAGAGGCAAACAAUGGCAAAGGAGAAGAGGGCAAUUUUGGAUAAUUCAUGAGUUCUCGAAUUUGACUGUAGGAGAAGAUAGUGGAGGUUGAAAAGAUUAGCCAGUUUAGGAAGUAUUUUGGGAUUGAUCUGAAUAUAAGGGGCUUGUUUUUGGAUCAUCCUGGGAUGUUCUACUUAUCCACUAAAGGGUAUAGGCAUACUGUUUUUCUUAGAGAGGCUUAUGAGAAGGGUAGCCUAAUCGUCUAAUCGAACCAAACCCUGUGCUAUGGGACAUCGUGGGAGGAGGAAGCUUCUUAGAGGCAUAUUUUUUUUUUCUUAGAGGCAUAUUUUUUUUUUCUUAGAGGCUUACCAAAUACCAAAGGGUAAGAGUCUGAAUUGGAAGAGACAAAAUAAUUAGGUAGUGAUUUAUCUAACAGAUGAGAUUGAAUUCUUUAAAUGUUUGUCAUAUGAAUCUGGGGUUCUUUGUUUCAAUUUCAUAACACUGCUGUCAUCAAAUAUAAGCUAUUCCACUAGUCAA
Ipomoea triloba (trilobed morning glory) is the source of this 1926-nucleotide messenger RNA. RefSeq names its product protein ROOT PRIMORDIUM DEFECTIVE 1. The transcript has a single exon. The record is from RefSeq and is a predicted model, not a curated record. The coding region runs from base 141 to 1370 and encodes 409 amino acids. Gene Ontology annotation, molecular function: RNA binding. Lineage: Eukaryota; Viridiplantae; Streptophyta; Magnoliopsida; Solanales; Convolvulaceae.